Gopherus evgoodei (Goodes thornscrub tortoise) is the source of this 4598-nucleotide messenger RNA. RefSeq names its product glutamine rich 2 (gene QRICH2). NCBI's taxonomy places the organism in Eukaryota, Metazoa, Chordata, Testudines, Testudinidae. The transcript is spliced from 20 exons. The record is from RefSeq and is a predicted model, not a curated record. Bases 121 to 4206 code for a protein of 1361 amino acids.
UGAGCCCAUGGGCUCAAGUCCUUAGCUCUGUUUGGGGGGGGGGGGUCGGUAGAAUAACUUUAUAUUUGAAUGAGAAGCUAACGGCAUCAGAUACCAGGCAGGAGUUAAAGCUGGGGGGCAAUGGCUCUGAUCACCUUGUUGGAAUUGGCUGAUCUCUCCAUCGGGACGCCAGAGAUCGGGGUGGUCAAUUUUAAUGCCCUCCACACUUUGCUCCAUGCCAUCAUUAAACAACUCAACCUGCAGGAUGUCAAAGCGGAGAUGCAUGAUGAGAAACCUACGUCCCCGGAAGCUGCACCUUUGCAGGAGAAAGAGAGAAAGGGCAAGCGCGAUGAGUCAGAAGACUUACCCUAUGCUGACUUAGAGAAGAAGGUCAUUGGGGUGGCCUCUCAGGUGCAUGGCGUGGAGGCCAAGGUGAUUGGAGUGGAGGCUCAGGUGCAUGGGGUGAAAUCUCAGGUCCAUGGAAUAGGGGAACAGGUUCAAGGGCUUGAGAAGCAAAUGGCUGCCCUGGAAAAAUUGCCUUCUGGGACAGACUUGCUGGAAAGGACCAAAAGCGGCUCUCCGAAUGGCUCUGCUGUGGCCGACAUGUGGCAAAUGAUGCAAAUGAAGAAAAAGAUAGAAGCUAAUGAGACUGGCAUCUCCAAGGCCAUGGCUCUGUUCCAGGAUCUGCUGAAUGAGGUCAAUGGCGUGAAGGCAGCCAAUUUCCAUAUGAACGAGGGCCUCGAAAACAUCAAGGAGAAACUUGACUUGAAUUUACAACUAGAUACCCAGGAGAUUGGCAAUCGACUGCAGGCCUGCAUCGCAGAUCAGAAGAACUUGGAUAACGAUGUGAGGAACCUAGAGCAAAGGAUAAACCUCUAUCCUUCCCCCGAAGAAAUGUAUAGCAUGGUGCGCUGGGAAGUUCUGGAGGACUGCCUUGUGACAGGCAAAGGCAAGAGCCCACCCACUGAAGCCCAGUCUGCGGAUCCCAGCCUAGGCCAGCCCUCUCCAGCCGAGCAACCAGCUUCAGUUAUGGACACCCAAGCGAGAAAACCCGCUGCACCCUGGGCAGGGACUCCAGGGAGCCAGCCUGGCUCUCCCAGCAGCAGACCUGGUACUCCAGGGAUGCAGGCAGGGACCAGGGCAGGCAUGCCAGUGGUCCAGCCAGCAGCCCGGGCAGGCACUCCAGGAACCAGUGCAGGCACACCAGAAGCUCAAGCAAUCACUCCAGCGGCCCAGCCAGGCUUCCCCGGGGCCCAGCCAGGCUUCCCUGGGGCCCAGCCAGGAGCCCAGCCAGGCUUCCCCGGGGCCCAGCCAGGAGCCCAGUCAGGCUUCCCCGGAGCCCAGCCAGGCUUCCCCGGGGCCCAGCCAGGAGCCCAGCCAGGCUUCCCCGGGGCCCAGCCAGGAGCCCAGCCAGGCUUCCCCGGGGCCCAGCCAGGAGCCCAGUCAGGUUCCCUAGGAGCACAGCCAGGGGCCCAGCCAGGCUUCCCCGGGGCCCAGCCAGGAGCCCAGCCAGGCUUCCCCGGGGCCCAGCCAGGCUUCCCCGGGGCCCAGCCAGGAGCCCAGCCAGGCUUCCCCGGGGCCCAGCCAGGCUUCCCCGGGGCCCAGCCAGGCUUCCCCGGGGCCCAGCCAGGAGCCCAGCCAGGCUUCCCCGGGGCCCAGCCAGGAGCCCAGCCAGGUUCCCUAGGAGCACAGCCAGGGGCCCAGCCAGGCUUCCCCGGGACCCAGGCAGGAGCCCAGCCAGGCUUCCCUGGGGCCCAAGCAGGUGCUCCAGGAAUCCAGCCGAGCUUCCCUGGCACCUGGCCCAGUUCCCCAGUGACCCAGGUGGGGCCUCCUAGAGUCUGGCAUGGAGCUCCAGGGGCCCAGGCAGGCUACCUCGGGACUCCAGCAGACACUUCAGCCUUCCAGCCCACAUCACCUACAGCAGGUCCCUCAGCUCUAGCAGCCCAGCUUGCAAUUCCACCUGGCCCUUACUCUGCCGUUACAUCCCCGGCAUCACCUUUACAAGAGAAGGACAAACACCUAACAUCAUCCACGCCGCAAGAGUCUUCCGGCUCCAGCAGCGCCUCCAGCCGCUACUCGGAUACUGUGGAAGCGCUGCGCCGGGUCGGGCAGCUGACCGACCUCUACACCGCCUUGCAGGAGCAGAUAAACCACCUGGAGCAAUUCAAGUGUAGCCACGCCGACCUCGACAAGCUGCGACAAUUCCUCUUGGAUGCAGUCCCUAAGAACCUCUCCAGCAUGCCUGCUGACCUCAUGGACCAGCUGUCUUCCCUGAAGGCCACGGCAGAAGACAUGAAAGAUGUAAAGGCCAAGGUAAGGAAGCUGCAGAAUGUCCUUGAAGCAGAGGUGGAAACAGAAGCAGAUCAGAAAGUGAAGGGAUCCAGUCAGAUUAACCUGCAGUUAGGUUACCUCAGAUCGACAGUACAUGACAUAGAGAAAGAGCUGCAGGAGCUGAGGGAGCAGCAGGAUCACGGCAAAGCCAAGUUGGAGCAGUCGGUCACUGACACAGCCCUCUACCUGCAGGAACAGUUAGACAAGCUUAGAUCUGUCAUAGAGACCAUGAUGACCUCCUCCUCCACCUUGCUAUCCAUGAGCAUGCCCACUAGCCCGGAGCCUGGGGAGGCAGGGCCGAAUGGCACGUGCCCGGCCUGCAGCCUAGACGUCAGCGAGCAGGUUAGCCAGCUGUUCAAACGCUAUGAACAGCUGCAGGAUUUAAUUAGCAGCUUCAUGACAAGGCACACGGAAAGCAAGCCAGCAAAGAGGCCUCAGCUGAGGAGCCAGGAUGAAGAGCUGCUGAGUCGCAUCCAAAACACCAUCCUCCAGGUGCAAGGAGACUGUGAGAAUCUCAAUGCCACCACAGGAAACCUCAUAGAAGACCAUCGGCAGAAGCAGAAAGAUAUUGCUCUUCUCUUCCAGUCACUGGAGAAGUUGGAAAAGGAGAAAGCAGACAAGGAGCAUCUGGAGACAGAAAUUGAUGUGAAAGCAGACAAGAUGGCCCUGGCUGGCAAAGUCAGCCGCACGCAGUUUGAUGCCACCACGGAGCAGCUGAAUAAGAUGAUGCAGGAUCUGGUGAACAAGAUGAGCGGGCAGGAGCAGGACUGGCACAAAGUGCUCGACAAAAUCUUGGUGGAGAUGGACUCCAAGCUGGACCGCCUGGAAUUAGAUCCCUUCAGACAGCAGCUGGAAGAGCGUUGGAAGGCCAUCCGGAAACAGCUGAAGGAGAGGUCUCCGCAGUACGCAGCAGAUGAUGCUGCUGGAAUUAGGAAAAGACUGAUGGCUCAUUUCCACUGCAUUUCCUGCGACAGACCUCUGGAAAUGGUAGUGCCUGGCCCGACCAUCAUGACCAUCCCCUCCGUGCCGGGGUUACCAUCCCACCGCUCCAUCCGGCCCUACACCGUCUACGAACUGGAGCAAGUCAGGCAGCACACCCGCAGUCUGAAGUUAGGGCUUAGGCCCUACCCUCGCUUGGAUGCGCUCCAGCUGGAGAAGAGCGCGGGCCUUGGCAAGCUGCGCAGCAUCCACUCCAAGAUGCUCAUGGACAUAGAGAAGGUGCAGAUCCACUUUGGGGGCUCGGCGAAGGCCAGCAGUCAGAUGAUCAGGGAGAUAAUGCAGUCGCAGUGUCUCAGCCCAGGCCAGUAUAACAAACGUGACAAGAUGGCGGAGAUGGCAGAAUAUGGUUACCUGUCCAUGCCUCGGCACUGCGGCGGCAGCCACACCCUCACCUACCCCUACAGGCGCUACACACGGCUGCAACAAAUCGCCCAGUGUAUGCCGGUGCAUCCCGAGGAGACUGCCAUGCUGACAGUGAUGAAGCGUGAAGAGGUGGAUAUCCUGGGCCUGGAUGGACACAUCUACAAAGGGAGGAUGGACACUCGGCUCCCAUCAAUUUCAGCCAAGGAUGGUCCUUUGAAGUCCAAACCCAAGAUCUCCCGGUCUUCAUCACAACGGCAGCCGGCCCUGAUGGACACAGCCGGCCUCCCUGCACGCCCGCACAGCGCCAAACUGUCUUCCCCUAGCAAUUCAGGUACAGCUAGGUCACUAAAGGACAGGCCCGUGUCAUCAGAGGGUCGACUGUCCCGGGUGGACCUGACCCAUCUAUCAACCUCAACACCUCCCCCUGAGGAGGGAAGAGAGGAUUCUCCCAUGCAGGAGAAAGAAACCCUAGAGCUUCAGCUGGACCUUUCCAUGCGCCGGCGAUCGGCUGAGCAGCCAGCUCCAUUACAGUGACUGCGAUGGCAGGAAAGCAGCGCUCGCUGACAGAAGCCAGGCAAUAAAGAGUGAGCAGAACAGAGAGGAGGCUGUGUACAUGCGUCGCAGCGAUAGGAACAGGGAGCUUUUUGUGCGGUCCCUGCGGCAAACAGGACCUAGGGCUGUUCCACGUAGCAGCACUGUGAAAAGGCAGAGGUGGGCAGCACAGUCAAUCGUGAAAACAAUUCAUCCCUGGCCUUUGCAAAUCCUUCCUUCGCUGCUGCUAGCUUUGCCUGAGUAGAUUUUGCAAAUACCAGAUCUUCUGCAUAAGCCAGUUUGACACCAGCUCAUUUCAACCCCCCGGGAUCUUGCAGUGUCCUGUAUAUCACAGAGCCUGACGCACCUCAUGGGCAGGGCCGGCUCCAGGCCAC